This is a messenger RNA of Zasmidium cellare ATCC 36951, 774 nucleotides long. RefSeq lists its product as uncharacterized. The transcript is spliced from 2 exons. The record is from RefSeq and is a predicted model, not a curated record. NCBI's taxonomy places the organism in Eukaryota, Fungi, Ascomycota, Dothideomycetes, Mycosphaerellales, Mycosphaerellaceae. Bases 1 to 774 code for a protein of 257 amino acids.
AUGAUGAGGGAAGAUAUUUAUCGCGGAGAAAACGACUUGCUCCCGAACGCUGGCCGUUCCCCAUCGCAUCGCCCAUUGUCCACGCCAUCGAUCGACCCUCCAUCACCAUUGACCACUGCAGGGAACAAGAGAAAGAGGUCAGGAAACGAAGCUCCCAAUCCGCGCGCACAUCCUGCACCACGGCUUCAACCCAGCGCUAGCGGAUAUGGCACAAACUUCAUCUCGAGGGCGACCCAGCCUCUUCAGUCGUUUGUGAAUAGUACUCGACCAACAAUAUACGGCACAUUGCAAUCGGCUGGCUACUAUCGCACUGGUAUUGUCCUAAAUACACCUCUCAGCGCGAUCAACAAGUUCUAUCCCGGGCUAAUAAUACAAUUUUCGCACCAUGCUACUGCUCAAGAUCGGAGAGGAAAUCCCUUGGUAGCUCCUAGCUUUGUUCAAACGACAACUGCCAAAGUGUCCUCAAAGUUUCGCUACGGAAUUGUACUGGUCGUUUACGACGACGGUUCAAUUCUCAUCCUUCCAAUGUUCACACAUGGAGGCAGAGGCAUCACCGGAGAUCGAAACAAGCAGUUCAAGUUCUACAUGCUUGUAGCAGAAGAACAAGAUCUGCCUGAGUACAAUCCGACCAGUCACGAUGUGCUCAAAGUUCGGAAUACCUUCAAAGAUAGCAGCACCGGCCGAUACUACAAGAUCAGUCGCGACUCAAGUGUCUGCCUCUCGGACUCAUACACAAUCAAAUACAACGACUGCUCCAGAAGUACGAUGAACUGA